Molecule: messenger RNA, 1971 nt
Organism: Lotus japonicus
Lineage: Eukaryota; Viridiplantae; Streptophyta; Magnoliopsida; Fabales; Fabaceae
Product: extensin-2-like
Exons: 1
Coding region: 28-1719 (563 amino acids)
Source: RefSeq, a predicted model, not a curated record
ACUACAACUACUACACAUUGAGAGAAGAUGGCAACCUCAGUUUGGCUGAGGCAAUGGCCUCAACUCCUCUAUGGAGUAGCAUUUUGCCUAAUGGCUCUCAGUGUUGCUGCUGAUUAUGAUAAGCCAUACAAUGCAGCCCCACCAUCUCAUCAGCAACAUCCACACCCACCCAACCAUUCCAAACCACCUUACCAUGGCCACAAAAGCCCUCCAUAUUACUACAAAUCCCCACCACCACCAUCUCCAAAACCACAACCACCUUAUGUCUACAAAUCACCACCACCUCAAUCCCAAUCACCACCUCCACCUUAUGUCUAUAAGUCCCCUCCUCCACCAUCUCCAUCACCACCACCUCCAUAUAUCUAUAAGUCUCCUCCUCCACCAUCCUCAUCACCUCCACCUCCAUAUUAUUACAAGUCUCCACCCCCACCAUCACCUUCACCACCACCUCCAUACAUCUAUAAGUCUCCUCCUCCACCAUCUCGUUCACCACCACCUCCAUAUGUCUAUAGGUCUCCUCCACCACCAUCUUUGUCACCCCCACCACCAUAUUAUUACAAGUCUCCACCCCUAUCAUCACCUUCACCACCUCCACCCUAUGUUUACAAGUCACCACCACCACCAUCACCAUCACCAUCACCACCACCUCCUUAUGUUUAUAAGUCUCCACCUCCACCAUCACCAUCACCACCACCUCCAUACAUUUAUAAAUCUCCUCCUCCACCAUCACCUUCACCACCUCCUCCAUACAUCUACAAGUCACCACCACCUCCAUCACCUUCACCACCUCCUCCAUAUGUUUACAAGUCUCCACCACCACCUUCUCCAUCACCACCACCUCCAUAUGUUUACAAGUCUCCUCCUCCACCAUCACCUUCACCACCUCCUCCAUAUGUGUACAAGUCACCACCACCACCAUCUCCAUCACCACCACCUCCAUAUGUUUAUAAGUCUCCUCCUCCACCAUCUCCUUCACCACCUCCUCCAUAUGUGUACAAGUCUCCACCUCCUCCAUCUCCUACACCACCACCUCCAUAUGUUUACAAAUCUCCACCUCCUCCAUCACCCUCCCCUCCUCCACCCUAUGUUUACAAGUCACCACCUCCACCAUCCCCAUCACCACCACCUCCAUAUGUUUAUAAGUCUCCACCCCCACCAUCACCUUCACCACCACCUCCAUACAUUUACAAGUCUCCUCCUCCACCAUCUCCUUCAAAGCCUCAUCCGGACGUCCACAAGUCACCACCUCCUCCAUAUGUCUACAAGUCCCCACCCCCACCGUCUCCCUCCCCACCACCUCCAUAUGUCUAUAAAUCUCCACCACCACCAUCUCCUUCUCCUCCUCCACCAUACAUUUACAAGUCCCCACCACCUCCUUCUCCUCCUCCACCAUACAUUUACAAGUCCCCACCACCUCCUUCUCCAUCCCCACCACCUCCAUAUGCUUACAAAUCCCCACCUCCUCCAUCUCACUCACCUCCUCCACCCUAUGUCUAUAAGUCACCACCUCCUCCGUCACCUUCACCGCCUCCUCCAUAUGUAUACAAAUCUCCACCUCCACCUUCACCAUCACCUCCUCCACCUUAUAUUUAUAAGUCACCACCACCUCCUUCGCAUUCGCCUCCUCCUCCUUAUGUGUACAAGUCCCCACCUCCACCAUCUUCAUCACAUCCUCAUCAUUCGUACCUCUAUAACUCACCCCCGCCUCCCAGGUAUUAACCACGUGACUAAGGCAACAUUGCCGCAGUUAAUAUGAUAUUAUCCCCGUCUCCCGAGUAUCAAGCUUGCGGCUUUAGAAAUUUGGAUCUUUCAGCAAAUUAUAUUCAACAUUUUCGCAGUUAAUAUUACGAAAAAAAUUCAUGAUUCGUGGAACUGUGUAUGUAUUUGUGCUAAUUCUGAAGUGUGUACUAUAUAUGUAUUUCAUGUAAUAUCAUGUUUUAUUCUAUCUUGAUAUAUGUUGGUUUCCAUUUC